This is a messenger RNA of Oxyura jamaicensis (ruddy duck), 1176 nucleotides long. Its product is annotated as genetic suppressor element 1-like. NCBI's taxonomy places the organism in Eukaryota, Metazoa, Chordata, Aves, Anseriformes, Anatidae. The transcript is spliced from 5 exons. The record is from RefSeq and is a predicted model, not a curated record. The annotation marks the transcript as partial.
CCCCUGGCGCAGGAGAAGGCGGGGGGCCCCUCGGUCCCCUCGCACCUCCUGGGGACGCCGUACUCCUUCGGGCUGCCCCCCAGCUCCGUGGUCCAGGACUCCCGCUUCCCACCGCUCAACCUGCAGCGCCCCAUCCACCACGUGGUGCCCCCCAGCGCCGUCACCGAGGACUACCUGCGCAGCUUUCGGCCCUACCACACCGCCGAGGACCUCCGCAUGUCCUCCCUGCCCCCCCUCGGCCUCGACCCGGCCACGGCGGCCGCCUACUACCACCCCAGCUACCUGACCCACCACCCCUUCCCGCACCCUGCCUUCAGGAUGGACGACUCGUACUGCCUGUCGGCGCUGCGCUCCCCCUUCUACCCGCUGCCGGCGCCGGGCUCGCUGCCCCCCCUGCACCCGUCGGCCAUGCACCUGCACCUCUCGGGCGUGCGGUACCCCGGCGAGCUGUCGCACUCCUCGCUCUCGGCGCUGCAGUCGGAGCGCAUCUCCAGCCUCGCCGCCGAGAGGCUGCAGAUGGACGAAGAGCUGCGGCAGAGGGAGAGGGAGCGCGAGAGGGAGAGGGAGAAGGAACGGGAGCGGGAAGCCGACCGGGAGCGGGAGAAGGAGCGCGAACGGGAGCGGGAGCGCGAGAAGGAGCUGGAGAGGGAGCGCGAGAAGGAGCGGGAGCGGGAGCUGGAGAGGCAGAGGGAGCGCGCCCGCGAGAAGGAGCUGAGCAUGGUGAAGGCCAUGGAGAGCCCCUUCCUGCCCAUGGCCGAGCUGCACGGGCUGCGGGGCCACCCGGCCGAGGAGCGGGGCAAGUCUUCGGAGCCGCUGGCACCCGGCAGAGCAGAGAAACUCAAGGACUCGGUGCUGGCCACGCCGAAGCCCAUCCAGCACCCGCUGCACCAGCCGCCGGCCUCGCACCACCCCGUGCCCAGCCUCAUCCCCAACCACAACGUGUUCCCCCUGCCCGGCAGCAGCGCGGCCACGGCGCUGCUCAUCCACCGCACCAACGAGGAGGAGAAGUGGCUGGCGCGGCAGCGCCGGCUGCGCCAGGAGAAGGAGGACCGCCAGUCCCAGGUCUCCGAGUUUCGGCAGCAGGUGCUGGAGCAGCACCUCGACAUGGGGCGCACCCCGAGCCAGCCUGAGCCCGAGCACCGCCCGGAGAACCCCAGGUAGGGCUCCUGCUGUAAA